Molecule: messenger RNA, 2427 nt
Organism: Macrosteles quadrilineatus (aster leafhopper)
Lineage: Eukaryota; Metazoa; Arthropoda; Insecta; Hemiptera; Cicadellidae
Exons: 2
Coding region: 122-2323 (733 amino acids)
Cellular component (GO): nucleus
Molecular function (GO): DNA binding
Source: RefSeq, a predicted model, not a curated record
UGAAUUUCCCGCCUUGUACAGGAAGUAGGAAGUUCAAAUUCCAGUCACCAGAUAGUUCUAGUGUUUGGAUUGUACACAGGAAGUUUGGAGCACAUUGACAUGACCUCAUGAAGGUUUCAAGAUGGUUCGGAACUAUAUAAGAAAAACUAACAGAGCUGAAAUAUCAGAAGAGGCAGUUAAGGCAGCCCUAGAAGAUGUGAAAAAUGGAAACAUGUCCAUUCGACAAGCAGCAGCCAAUCAUGGCUUAAAAAAAUCCAUGCUGCAUAAGCGAUUAAAAAAACUUGGGCCACUAGAGCCAGGCCAUCCGGAUAUUGGUCCUACAACAUCAAACCAUGGCAAAAGCAAGUACAGCCAUCCGCAGGUGUUCUCAACUGAAGAAGAAGAUAUGUUAGAGGACUACUUGAUUCAAUCAAGUAAGCUUCAGUAUGGCCUGACAUAUAAGCAGGUCAGAGAGCUUGCAUAUGAUUACGGAGUAAAGUUGGAACGGAAACUACCAAUAAGUUGGGAAACGAACAAAUCAGCUGGACUGGAUUGGAUGAAGGGUUACAUGAAAAAACACCCAAGAUUGAGUUUAAGAAAACCCGAAAAUACAAGUAUCGCUCGUAAUUUAAACUUCAAUCAACACAAUGUUAGUACUUUUUUCAAAAACCUUGAAAUGGUGAGGGGAAAGAACAAAUUUAAGCCUGACAACAUAAUCAACGUGGAUGAAACUGGAUUAACCACUGUUUUAGAAUCACCAAAAGUAGUAGCUCCUACUGGUGUCAAGCAAAUAGGCCAAACUGUAUCAGCAGAAAGAGGUGAACUUGUCACGGUGUGUGGCAUUGUAACCGCUGCUGGAAAUGCUAUCCCCCCGGUAUAUAUUUACCCAAGAGUGAAUAUGAAAUCUUCAUUCCUUAUCGGUGCUCCAAAUGGCAGUGUUGGAUUUGCCUCCCGAACUGGUUGGAUGAACCAAGAUGUUUUCUAUGAAGUAAUCAAACAUAUUGCACAACAUAAGCUACCAACAAAAGAAAAUCCAAUACUGAUUCUAUUGGACAAUCACGAAUCGCAUAUAAGUUUAAAUACAAUUGAUUACUGCAGGCAGAAUGGGAUUGUUCUGUUAACAUUCCCUCCACAUACUUCCCACAAACUGCAACCACUUGAUGUGGCUGUGUUUGCCCCCUUCAAAUCUGCCUGUAAAGCUGCUUUUAACAGGUGGAUAAGCUCUAACCCAGGGACACAUAUAAGCAUAUACAAUAUCGCCCAUUUGUCUUCGAUUCCGUUUGAUGAAGCAUUCUGCAGAAAGAACAUUAUCUCUGGUUUUCAAAAAACUGGAAUUGAACCAUUUAACCAAUCAGUUUUUACACAAGAUGACUUUGCCCCCUCAACAGUUACAGAUAGACCUAAUCAACAAGAUGACACUAUGGGGGAGGCUGAUCUGCCUAGCGGUUUUGUAGAUUCAACUGAAGAAAACAUUUCUCAACCUGGGACAUCUGCAUCUAUUUCUGCAAAGGAAGUAGGCCUAGGUCUAUUAGAAAAUAUGGCCAUAGACCCAGUUAACUUGGAUGUUCCUGAUACAGGCAUAGGCCUAUCUAAUGAUGAAACUGUACCCGGUAUCAAAGAAACGAUUCCAAAGAGACUUCCAUUGGAAACACUUAAAACCGCCGUCAGUCCAGAGCAAGUAAGACCAUUUCCCAGGUCUGAACGGAAAAAGUCUAUCAACAAAGGGAGAAAAAAGGGGAAAUCGUGUGUGCUUACAGAUACACCGGAGAAGAACAGAAUAGAACAGGAGGUUAGAUUAAAAUUAAUGAAGAAGGAAAAAGCCCAAUGUAGGUCUAAAAGAAAAAUUGAUUUAAGCCUAUCUGUAAAAAAAGAUUUGAAGAAAAACAAAAAGAAUAAGAUACUUAAACCCAGAGAUUUGAUAGGCAGUUUUGAAAGUGAUUCAGAAGAAGUUGACGAUGUGGAACUAUGCGAUGAUGGUGGGUUUAGCCCUUUCUCAGAAUCUAGUGACAGUGAACCAGAAGGGACUGGCGAAAAGGUAGAACAUGAUGGAAGAAAUGUGAAUAUUAAUGACUUUGUCUUAGUGAAGUUAGCUGGUAAAAAAGUUAUUAAGUAUUUUGUAGCACAAGUCAGUGAAAAAAUUGGUCUUACAGAUUUUACAGUCAGCUUCCUAAAAAGAAAGGACUACACCUACAAGUUUGUAAAACCUGCAGUUGACGAUGAAAGUACUAUUGACAUUUCUGAUAUCAUUGUAAAAUUGCCUCAACCAAAUGUUGUUGGAGGAACAGAAAGGGCCAUAAGUGUUUUUAAUUUUAAGUAUAAUUUUUCUGGCUUUAACAUGGGCUAAUUUCAGAAAGUUGAGAAAAAAGUAACAAGAAUUGAAGCUUAUUAGUUAGAAUUUUUUCUAUAAAUGUAAAUUUGCAUUUUUAUUUUGAUUUUCAUUGAUAAUUU